This is a messenger RNA of Phyllostomus hastatus (greater spear-nosed bat), 1488 nucleotides long. It is a transcript of the gene DEFB1, whose product is annotated as defensin beta 1. The coding region runs from base 198 to 401 and encodes 67 amino acids. The transcript is spliced from 2 exons. The record is from RefSeq and is a predicted model, not a curated record. Gene Ontology annotation, molecular function: CCR6 chemokine receptor binding. Gene Ontology annotation, biological process: innate immune response in mucosa; defense response to Gram-positive bacterium; defense response to Gram-negative bacterium. Lineage: Eukaryota; Metazoa; Chordata; Mammalia; Chiroptera; Phyllostomidae. Gene Ontology annotation, cellular component: extracellular region.
UGGGGGGAAGGACGGGGCAGCGGUGGCGGGGGGUUCACUUAUCAGAGUUUCCCUCUGAGGAUUGCGACAGCGGCUGCCCGAUUGUGCAACCCUCCAGCCCUAUAAAUACGGAGGCGCUGCAGCCCGGGGAAGCUGUCAGCUCAGCCUCCAAGGAGCCGCGCCUCCUCCCGCCGCCCCGGCCCAGCCUGGCCGCCACCAUGAAGGUUUUGUACUUGCUGCUGCUGCCUCUCUGCCUCCUCUUCUCCCAGAUAGCCCCAGGUGCGGGCCUCCUGACCCUGUUCCACAGGUACCCGGAAUACGUGUGCGUCAAGAAGGGGGGAACCUGCAACUUCUCCCCCUGCCCGCGCUUCACCAGGGCUGAGGGCGGCUGCUACCAGGGGCGAGCCAAGUGCUGCAUCUGAGCCGGCCGCCGCGAGCCUGCGGGCACUCUCUGUAAGCGUUGUUUUAGUGAAAGAAAAAGCCCUUUCUUUUUUUUUCUUCAACAUCCCUCUUUCGGACCAAAAUGAAUCUUGUGUCUCCUUUUGGAAGAGGUGAGGAGGCAGGGGGACUAGGAGGGAGGCACGCCAGGCUGCCAAGCCCGUGAGCCCGGGACGGGGGCGCUCUCCUCAUCACCUCCUCCUCGUUUCGUGACCAAACCGACACGUGAGCCAUGCAAGGAGUCCGCGCGCCGUCGAGAAGACGUGACGAGGGGACAGGCGACUUCAGGCCCCGCUGGGCCGGGCAGGAGCCCACCCCAAAUCCGGUGCUCGCAGGGGCCCGGCCCCUCCGCAGAGCUACAGCUGCCACCUGCCUCCUUCCUGGGCCUGGGGCCGCGGGGCCGUCCAGCUUAGCAGCUGAGAAGUUCCAGUCUGACCGUGAAACGAUUCGGCUUCAAUGCUCCGCUCUCCAGGCCUAACGUCUGGGUUCCCAGGGGAUGGUUUCUGGCUCUUCUGCCAAGUCACAGGCCUCUCACGAGCCCCCGCUGGGAGCCCCGCCCCCGACGCAGCGCGCGUGCCUGCCUGCCUGUCUGCAGAGCACCUGAGCCCGCGGCCACGCGUGGGCAGAGAGACGGUCCGCCUUCCCUUUCUCCCAAUAAAUGUUUUGCAGCUGGUGAAGCAUCCGUCGUCCCUGGUCGGCUACGGGCCCCCUCGUUCUCCCCACGUCGCCAGAGUGUAAACGCACCGAUGAGUGUCAACCGUUGCAAGAACCGUCGCCCCAGGGGGCGCCUUAGACACAGCGCCCCCCUUGGGUGAGCAGAGGAGCGGCCGACGGGGGCGGCCGGUUCCGGCUGAGAACUCCGGCGCUGGCGGCGGCCCACCCGCAGCGUGGGGCUGCACGACGACGGAAAAGCCAGGAGGGGCUAGGAGCGGUGCCGGGUGGGGACUGGAAGCAUCGGGGGAACCCUCUGUGAAGUUCGGGAUGGCCUGACCAGUGUGCUGUGCGCCUGAAACUAACACAAAAUAAAACUGACUGUAAACUGUCUAUGAAAAAAUUCUUUUGAAAAUACAA